This is a messenger RNA of Gracilinanus agilis (Agile Gracile Mouse Opossum), 957 nucleotides long. RefSeq names its product chromosome 2 C2orf73 homolog (gene CIMIP6). Lineage: Eukaryota; Metazoa; Chordata; Mammalia; Didelphimorphia; Didelphidae. The transcript has 6 exons. The record is from RefSeq and is a predicted model, not a curated record.
AUGCCUCAGAGACUCUCGCACCCCAUGAGCCCAAGCCAAGUUUUGGAGAGCCCCAAGAGCGAUAAGACGGAGGAUAAUUUGGCCUCCUCCGAGGAAGAAGUUAGAACAGAUAAUUGUAAAACAUCAGAUGUUCAUUUGCCAGAUAUAGUAGAGAGAAAAGAAAAUAAUAAAUCUGAAAAAGAACCUGAAAAAGCAGAGCAGCCUUCAGAAAAUACAUUUAUCAGGAGACCACACGUAAUGUAUGCCAAAUUUAUAAGAACUAAUGAAAGAUCCUAUAAUGAACCAAUAUGCUACAUGGAGAACCCAGAUAUGAGAGGUGUUCAGGACCAUUAAGAGACUCCAAUAACAUCUUGCUAUGAGGAAUGGUGGACACAAAGAACAAUAGUGGAACAUCACUGUGUUCCAGCUUAUGAUACCCAGACUACCCAAAGAAAUGAUUUCAGAGUACCAGCUUGUCAGUUGGUUUUGCCAACCAAAUACAGCAGUAAACAAAAGCCUGCUUGUGGCAUAGUGCCAUUAGCAAUUAUGGAGUCAUUACCAGUAGUUGAAAGAAAAAUUACGGGUAACUUUCCUUUUAUACAUCGGUUUGAUAUCAGAAAAAGCACAAGUAGCUGUAUGCGAACAAAGCGUCACGGAGCUUUUAUGCAGACAGAGAUGCCACCAAGAGGGUCAAUAUGUCCUAGUAGAAAAGUAUUGGCUCCAGGGUCACGCUUACCAGAACAGGCCAGAACAGAGAAAGGAAACUCAGCAUCAAGCACAAGGACCUCUCUCAGUCUCCACCAGCCCCAUUCUCAAAGGUCUGAAAAUCACUUACCAGAAACAGACAGCAAAGAAGGAAGCAAGACAGACCUCACACCUCCUGGCAAGGAACAGAAGAGUCCAUACAUUUCUCGGGCAGGUGAAGUAAAUUUUCUCCUUCCCACCAAGGGAGAUUCUUUAUAUUCACUAUCCAAAUAG